AUGUCUCCGCCUCCCGGGCGGACGACACCUAUUCGCUCAUCCUCAAGAAGCUCAAUACGGUCAGGUCGAGCCAGCCCCGCUGAUGAUCCAGUCGCCGUCCGUAAUCAGGUCUCUACACUCAAACACAACAUCCGCCAGCAACAAGCCCAACUCUCUUCUCUCGAAAAUAUCAUUCGAAGUGGGCCACGACCGUACCCAGCAGAGCUGAACGACAAUGUACCCACUUCUCCAUCUUCACCGCCCAACCAGACGACGCCAACAAAACGCCGAUCAAGCUAUGAGGUACUGCAAAGCCUUGCUGGUCCAGAUUCUGGCCUUCCUCUUCCAAGACGGGAUAAUUCAGCACCGUUGGAGGAUUUCAAAGAAGGUGUACCAAUGAGUUUUGACGGCCCCUCAUCUCCUCCAAAGCGUAUUGGCAGUCCUACAAGGACCUUGAGUCGUAUACCCGUUUCCUCAGUUGGUAACGCACGGGCUCUUGCCGACGAAGGGCUUUCCCAGCGAGCUUCCACUUCAACCCUUCUCUCGACCAUCUCCUCCUCAUCUCAACUGUCAAUUGAUACAUCUGCAACGUCCCCAACCUCGUCACUUGGGCUUCAGCCGCCAUCACCAAAUCCCAACAGCCGUCGACUAUCUCUCACGCCUGGCGGCACAACCAAAGUGCUUGCCGACCUGCAAACCGGCGUUCUCAAUGCGCGAAAUGCUCUUGAAAACACCAAAUCCCAACUACGACUGUCGCAAAGGAGUGUCGCUCAGCUUACGCGACAGACUGAAGAUCUCAAGGAAGCCCGAGAAAGAUUGCGUUUAGAGAAUGAGGGACUCAACAAUGUGGUUGCGCGGAAAGAGCGCUUAUUACAAGAGGUGCUUGAACGCGCUCGGAAAGCCGAGGCAGAGGCAGCUACGCUGAAAGCACAAUUAAAAUCCGAAACUUCGACAUCGAAGAAGACGAUACGGGAGAUGGAGACAACAGUUUCUGAGUGCACUGCGACUUCCCAAAAGGCUGAGCGGGAAUACAUAACGUUGCGUGAUAGCAUCAAGGGACUGGUAGAGGGGUUUAAACGCGAUACGGACCGUCUCCGGGAAGAAAUGACGAGAAGAGAAGAGAAGGUCAAGCAAGAAGCGGAAGCAAUGGGCAAGAAAUAUCGUCUUUUGCUUGCCGAGGUCGAAUCAGUGGGGGGUGGUCGCGAAACAGUCAAGCGUCUAAGAGAAGAGGAUUUGGAUACUGCAAAGAAGGUGGAAGGAGCUUGGGCAGACGAGAUUGCAGCACUUAGAGCGGAGGUGGAGAAGAGUAAUCAAGAGAGCGAGGCGGCUAACGCCACGGUACAAGAGUUGGCUGGCGAGCUAGCCCGACUAAGGCGGCUGAUGCAAAAGGUCCGACCUCUUUCCACCGAUGACCGACCUGCCUAA
Molecule: messenger RNA, 1404 nt
Organism: Mycena indigotica
Lineage: Eukaryota; Fungi; Basidiomycota; Agaricomycetes; Agaricales; Mycenaceae
Exons: 7
Coding region: 1-1404 (467 amino acids)
Source: RefSeq, a predicted model, not a curated record